Messenger RNA from Notechis scutatus (mainland tiger snake), 253 nucleotides. The record is from RefSeq and is a predicted model, not a curated record. NCBI's taxonomy places the organism in Eukaryota, Metazoa, Chordata, Lepidosauria, Squamata, Elapidae.
GCAACCUGCUCUCCAUGGGGUUUGGAUUUGUGGAGUACAAGAAGCCGGAAUACGCUCAGAAAGCAGUCAAGCAAUUACAGGGUUGCUCCGUGGACGGCCAUCAGCUGGAAGUGAAAAUCUCCGAAAGAGCCAUCAAGUCCACAGGGGCGACCGCCCGUAAGAAGCAAGUCAGCAAGAAGCAAGUGAAUUCCAAGAUUUUGGUGCGGAAUAUCCCCUUCCAGGCCACGGUGAAAGAGAUCCGGGAACUUUUCAG